AUGAUUACAACACAAACUUUCGUGAUUAUGUGGGAAGUAAAAGUAGUGACGUGUUUGCUCGCGGUCUCGUUCAUUCACGCGCGGCUCGUCACGCACAGGCCGGAGCGGGAAUGCACGGAUGCUUGUGACACGUCCCGCUGCACAACAACACCGGACUCCUGCUAUUUCGGUGUGGUGAGAGACGCGUGCCGCUGCUGCUCGGUGUGCGCCUCGGGCGAGGGUGACCCGUGCGGUGAGCGGGGCCGCACGCGCUGCGGUGAUGGUCUGCGAUGCGAUCGCGCGCCGGUGUGGGUGGGGGCACGCGCACGCACCUGCGUAUGCGUCACCGCUGGACCCGUCUGCGGAAGCGACGGUCGCACGUACCCGAGUGAGUGCCGCCUCAGAGCGGAGAACCGGAAGGCCGAGCGGAGCCGCGCGCCCGCUGUCAUUCCUGUCCAAAAAGGCGCGUGCGAGUCCGGUUCUCAGAACCCCAGCAGCAUGCGUAACAAAUUCAACUUCAUAGCAGACGUAGUGGACAAGAUCGCUCCUGCAGUCGUUCAUCUAGAGCUGUUCAAAAGACUGCCAUAUACAAACCAGGAAAUGCCUGUCUCCACUGGCUCAGGGUUUAUUGUGUCUGAAGAUGGAUGGAUAGUCACCAAUGCCCAUGUCCUAGCCAACAAACAGCGAAUUAAUGUGGAGCUUAACAGUGGUGUCCAUUAUGAUGCUACGAUCAAAGAUGUGGACCAGAAAUUGGAUAUCGCUCUGAUUAAGAUUGAUGCAGAGGAGGCUUUGCCUGUCCUGUCUCUGGGCCGCUCCUCUGACCUGCGGCCGGGCGAGUUUGUGGUGGCUGUCGGCAGCCCAUUCUCGCUUCAGAACACCGUCACUACAGGCAUCAUCAGCACCACGCAGCGCGGCAGCCGUGAGCUUGGCCUCCACAACUCCGACAUGGAGUACAUCCAGACCGACGCCAUCAUUAACUACGGCAACUCUGGAGGGCCGCUGGUUAAUUUGGAUGGAGAUGUCAUCGGCAUAAACACGCUGAAGGUCACAGCAGGAAUAUCAUUUGCGAUUCCCUCGGACCGGAUAAGGCAGUUCCUAGCAGACUCCUACGAGAGACAAAGGAAAGGGAACACGCAGCCCAAAAAACGAUAUAUGGGAGUGAGAAUGUUUCAGCUGACGCCAGCUUUAAUCAGAAAUCUGAAAGAGAGGGAGAGCGAUUUCCCAGAUGUCAGUUUAGGAGUGUACAUCUACGAGGUCAUCCCUGGAACGGCUGCCUCCAGCGCUGGCCUGAAGAACCACGAUGUGAUCAUCAGCAUUAACGGCAAGUCAGUUCAGAGCACGGACGACGUGAGUCACGCUGUGCAAUCAGCCAAAACGCUCUUGGUGACAGUGCGGCGCCUAAACGAAGCUGUCACUUUGACGGUUGUGCCAGGAGAACUGGAGUGAUAUCUGAACCCCAAACACUGUUACUGUCAACCGCAAUCUAAUGCUGCAUUCACACAUACUGCAAGCCGCAGAGAUGAAGCAACCAGAGACGUUUAUUUUCAGCGAGAGCUGACGACUUCGCGUGUGGACAUGUCCAGUGAAUUCAGAAAAGUUGAACUAUGGAGCGAC
Messenger RNA from Tachysurus vachellii, 1593 nucleotides. RefSeq names its product HtrA serine peptidase 4 (gene htra4). NCBI's taxonomy places the organism in Eukaryota, Metazoa, Chordata, Actinopteri, Siluriformes, Bagridae. Gene Ontology annotation, molecular function: protein binding; serine-type endopeptidase activity. The record is from RefSeq and is a predicted model, not a curated record. The transcript is spliced from 10 exons. Gene Ontology annotation, biological process: programmed cell death; proteolysis; positive regulation of apoptotic process. Gene Ontology annotation, cellular component: extracellular region. The coding region runs from base 1 to 1425 and encodes 474 amino acids.